Molecule: messenger RNA, 6195 nt
Organism: Diachasmimorpha longicaudata
Lineage: Eukaryota; Metazoa; Arthropoda; Insecta; Hymenoptera; Braconidae
Gene: Set1
Product: histone-lysine N-methyltransferase SETD1A-like
Exons: 8
Coding region: 518-5956 (1812 amino acids)
Cellular component (GO): mediator complex; Set1C/COMPASS complex
Molecular function (GO): RNA binding; histone H3K4 methyltransferase activity; protein binding
Source: RefSeq, a predicted model, not a curated record
UAGUACGUUUGUACCCGUUUGUACUGAGCUUCAAAUGUUUUGUUAAUCGCAAAUUCAUUUUUAAAUAAAUAACGCAAGUAGUGUACUUGUAGCUACAGUACACUUUAAUGAAAAAAGUUGAUUUGUCAUUUUUUGCCAUCUAAUAUCAUAAACAAAAUUAUAAUGAUGAUUAUUCAUUUUUCAUGAGGCUACAAACAAAGUCAAGACAUGUACAAUGAUGUACUAACGGUGUACAAUACAUGUACAUUAGUUAGUGUUUCCAUCCCCCCCACCCCGCUUAAGUACAUUCGGGUAGCACAUUGAACAGGAUGAGAGAGGUUAUGUCGUGGUAUUGGCCACAAAUUGGCAGCUUUCUCAUUAUUUAAAGGAGAACAAUUAAAAGGAAACAAACAGGAAGAAAGUGAAUAGGUUAUGUCAGAUGCAGAAUGAAUGCAGGUGAAUUCUGACUGCUUGUGAAUGAAGAUCUGGUUUAUAGUUAGUCAUUACCGAGGGGAAGAGGUACGUUCAGCAGUGAACCAUGGCUGAUCGACUAACACAACUCCAAGACACAAUAAAUCAACAAGCUGAGCAUUUUUGCAACAGCGUGGGCAUCCUCCAGCAGUACUCAACCCCGAGUAAAUUUCCUGGUUUCGAUCGUGUUGGAACGCCACAGCCACAUCAAACCCAAGAAGACUACGCCUCGCUCUUCGCCACCUUGAUUGCACGUUGUGCAAAAGACAUCGACACACUCAUAGAAAGUCUACCAAGUGAGGAGUCCUCCCAGGAGCUUCAGGUCGCCAGUCUCAGUCGAUUGGAGCAGGAGAACAUCGAGGCUGGUGAACAACUGGAGGAGGUUGUUCGACAGGGUGAAGCACUCCUCCAGAGGAUCCAGGCCGCCCUUCAGGAUAUUGCACAGAGCCAACUUGACAUGCAGAAUCCAAUAACUCCUGGCACAGCUGUCUUGAAUACUAAUUUGACAGCAAACAUAACUGCAAAUGUCAACCCCACGCAGUCGUUUAUAAAACAGGAAAAUUUUGGAAAUAUCGGACUGGCGACGACCAACAAUACACAUUCAGAUCCAUCACCAAAUUCAAUGAAUCAGACAAGAUCUGCUAGAAGUUCAAUAAUUUUUCCACCACUUCCUAUGAAGACAGGUGAACAUCAUAAUUGCAUCUCGGACUUUGGGUUCAACCGAAAUCAAAAAAUUAUUUUCAUGACUAGACAGACGACAGUUCUACAGUUUUCUCUAUUAUCAAUGAUCGCUCGGCCAGCUUGGGCAGUGCAUAAUAUGCAUUGGGCAUCAGUAACAAAUCAGAGCUCACAUAGUUCACAAGAGAGUCUCGCGCGCAACCAACAUUUAUCUGAAUUUCACCUCAUCAUUCAAUUAUCAACGAUUAAAAAGGACUCACCUCCACGAAACAGCUCUCAAAUAAAAAUUUACUUUGAAUUCAGGACUCAUUUGGUCUGUCCAGGGGAGAACAUCCUGAACUUGCCAAAUGUCAGACCCAAAUUACCCAUUUAUGGAGGAUGCUUGGAAGUAAUGAACGGUAUGGAGAAACAUGGACAUGGUCACGGCCAUUCUCACCACCACCACCAUCAUCAUCACCAUCACCACCAUGGCUCCUCGUCCCACAGUGGACAAUCAAUGCAGACGAGUCAGUCGAAGCAUAGCCAUGGACACAGCCAAUAUCAGCAGAAAGAGAUGUCAUCAGGUGGCCAGCAUCAGCUACAGCAACCACCAUCGACAGCUCCACCCCCACUGCCAGCAUCAUCGUCAUCCUCGUCAUCAUCAUCGUCGUCAAUUCAAAAAUUGAGGAAUUACAAACUCCUGGUCGAUCCAUUCCUCACGAAAGGUGCUGCCAAAGUGUAUAGAUACGAUGGAAUUGUACCUGGUGAUCCAACCCAGGUACCAAUUCAAGUUCGUGAUCCUCGCUCUCCAUUAACAAGAAUAUGGACAAGACUGGAACAGCUGGAUCUACCAGUGCCACGAUUUAAAAUUGACGCCAACUACUGCGGUGAUCCACCACCUCUGGAGGUGACAUUUUGCCACUUGAAUGACAACAUUGACAGGAUAUUUCUCAGUGACAUGGUCCAGAAAUUUGGUGCUGUCGAGGAAUUGACGAUAUACUAUCAUCCACUUACCAACAAACAUCUUGGAAUAGCACGUGUUGUUUUUGAAACAACAAAGGCAUCAAAAGGCUGCGUUGAAAAGCUCAACAAUACCUCUGUAAUGGGAAAAGUACUGCGGGUAUUUCUCGAUGCAUUUGGUGAGGAAUGUAAAAAACUUUACACCGACCUGACAGUUGAAAAAAAACCAGACAAGAAGAUUGAGAAAGAACAGAAGAUCGAGGUUGAACCUGAAAAAAAUACACCAGUUGAAAAAAUAAGCGAUGAUCGUGAUGACUACAGGAGUAAAAAACCCCCAGUUGACAAAACAAGACCUGAAUCAACCCCCUACAUAGAGACAUCCAGAUUCCCCAAGUACAGGGAUUAUCCCACCCCAGGGGGCAGUACUGGCAGUGAUAUUGGCUAUGCAACAGCAUCCAGUGAGAUUAAUUACACUGGUAGUUACUCCCAAGGUUCAACGCCAGCAAGUGGUUACGAUUAUUAUUAUCCUAGUUAUCAUCAUGGCUCCAACAGCUUUGUCCCAGGUAUUCAUCCACCCACGAUAGGCAUGACACCAGUGCAACAGAAUUCUACCGUGUGGUGGCCUGGCAAUUCAACUCCGAAUUUUCCACCAGUCUGGCCUACUCAUCCACCCCCAUCGACUCCAAUUCACAAUUCGUCAGUGACAAAAAUAUCUAAUGCAUCAAAACCAUUUGUCAAUACUAUCGGCAAAGAGAAGGAAAAGGAGACAGACAGCCAACCACCAGCGGUGAAAAAUUCAUCCCGAGAAUCUCCAGUCGAGAAUAAAAAGACAUUGGAUCUCGAUACGAGAAUUGCAAUGCUACUUAAGGACAAAGCUGGUGGAAUGGCACCUCCAUUUCUUCAAUUUGGUAGUGACUCGGAAGAUGAGAAAAAAUCCCAACCAGCUGAGGAUGAACAACCCCUGUCAAUUCCACCGAGUCCAUUUGCAUCGGCUGACAUGUACAAAGAAUGUUUUGAUAAGAAGACUGAGCGUGUACGUGAGAGAAAAAAAACACGUGAAAAUAACGUCAAUAAAUUUUCUGUUGAUGAGGAUUUGGGUAGUGUAAUAAGCUCAAGUGAGGACGAAGCACUACUGGGUAGUUACAGUCCAGCAAUUGAAACUGAACCCGAGCCACCAAAAGAUCCACCACCACCACCACCACCACCUGACGACGACAGAAUGUCGUUGAGCCCACUGAGCUCGGGGGAUGAAAAAAUUGAAGAAGUCAUUGCCCAAUCACAGCCGACAAAUCAAUUGUACUCAGGAGCUGGCUAUCCUGGUCACCUGGAUCCUUAUUCACAAGCUGAUGUUUAUGGUUGGCCAAGACCAGCGCAGUAUCCAUAUUCUUAUGUAUCCCCGUAUAUACCGAAUCAAUACCAGUCAACGACACUACCUGGCACUGUUGGAACCCAUCAGAGCACUAGCUACUACCCUAAUUUCCAGUCUCGUUUUCACUCGAUGGCUAAUCAGAGUAUAUCCAAGGACAAUCCCCAAGGUCCAACGAUAAAUGGUGUACUAAAUAGAGUUGUGAAUGAGCUGAAGCAGAUACUGAAGAGGGACUUCAACAAGAGAAUGGUGGAGAACACAGCUUUUAAAUUGUUUGAGGUGUGGUGGGACGAGAAGAAGAAUGAGAAAAAUCAUGUGAGUGGGGAAACAGCACCGGUGAACAACGUCAUGAAGGAGGAGCCCUCGAAGCAGGUUCUCUCCUCUCUACUGGAGCAAGCAACGCCCCUCGGUCUCAACUACGAUGGCUUCGGCCUGGGAAUAAGAGCCAGCAUGCCCAAGAUGCCGUCUUUCAGACGAAAAGUUAAAGCACCCAGUCCACUGCCCCAGGACGAGGACAGCCGACAGUCUGAUAGAAUGGAUACUGAGCUGAUUGAAAGCGACAGUGAUCUAGAUGUAUCCACGGACACCUCCAAACCAAAACGUAUAUUACCCACCAGUGCCUCAUCAGUCUCAUCGUCUUCCUCAUCGAGCAGUAGUUCCUCAUCAUCAGCGACAGAGUCAGCAAGUUCUGGGGAGAGCUCUGAUGACGAGGACUCGGACAGUAGACUUUCUGAUCAUCGAUUGCUUGCGUGUAACAGUCAGGAUCCAGAUAUUCUCAUGGAGCUGGCAAUUCAACGUUCCCUGGACUGUCCAACACCACCAGGAAGACACACACCAACUCCCAAUGUUGAUCUACCCAAUGUUAGUGAUGAUUUCCCUCAUAUGGACAACGAGCCCAGUCCUGCGACGUCUCCACGACACGAUACUGUACAGAGUUUUGAGACACAUUCAGGAAUUAAGAAAAUGGAGGUGUCACCAGAGGUGACAGUCAAGGAGGAGUCGAGGGAUAUUGAGAGAAUGGAAACGUCUGCUGCUGAAGCACUUAUAUGCCUAGCUGGACAAGACAGUGACAGCAUAAUUAGACACAAGAGUCCAGGGCCUGUUCAACAAAAUAUUAUUCGAGUCUUACAGGGCAUGUCCUCUAAGUACAUCAACGACGAGCCGAUUCUUAGGGAAUCUGAGAAAAUCGAAAUGUUCUCGGAGAUUCCCACGACGGACUCCGAGGAGGAGAGCCUCGAAAUUCGUAGAUUACGGUAUCAGGCUGAGGCUGACCUUCGUGUUCAUGGACAGAAAAGUCCAAGCACUCCAGGCUCCCAGGUCUCCCAGGUUAUCAUCGAGCAUUCGUAUUCACUGCCUCCUCCUGAGGUGCCACAGCUGAAUGAAGUACCUCCAUUGGUUCCGGAAUUACCAGCUAAGGUGACAAAGCAAGUGAAACCGAAACACGAUAAAUCGAAGGAGAGGAAUGAGAAGAGAAAAUUGAACAAGUACAAUGCCAAGGUAACGACUCAUCACAAUCAUGAGAGGGAAAAGGAGAAUAUUCAGAAUGAAAGGUUCACCAAGACCAUUCAGGAUGAUCAACCGGUUGUCUAUAAAGAACGAGUUCUCAUGGCUGAACUGGGUGUUUUGUAUAAAUUUUUAACCCGGGGUAUUGACGCUGAAGAUAUUGAAUAUCUCAAGCGUAGCUACAAUUCUCUUCUUGGUGAUGAUACCCAGGGGUAUUGGCUGAAUGAUACACACUGGGUGGAUUACCCACCCACUGAUGUACCCAGUCCCGCGAAGAAGAGAAAGAGAGAUGAACUCAGGGUACAUUCCACGGGUUGUGCCAGGGCUGAGGGCUACUACAAGGUUGAUAUCAAGGAGAAAGCGAAGCACAAACAUCAUUAUGCACAGAGUAUACAGAGGGCCAAUGAAAUUGAGGAGAGCACGCAUGCUGGUGGUGAUAGCAUGAUCAACAGCUCCAAGGCUGUAAAUAAAGCACUUACUGGAAAAAUGCAGGCACUGUCGCGUGAAGCGAGAAGCAAUCAGAGACGAUUGCUCACUGCAUUUGGAAUUGACACUGACAGCGAUCUACUAAAAUUCAAUCAGCUCAAGUUCAGGAAGAAACAGCUGAGAUUUGCAAAGUCUGGUAUUCAUGACUGGGGUCUGUUUGCUAUGGAGCCAAUUGCUGCUGAUGAAAUGGUCAUCGAGUAUGUUGGACAGAUGAUUAGGCCUAUUGUUGCUGAUCUGAGGGAGUCGCAGUAUGAAGCCACAGGAAUUGGCAGCUCGUAUCUCUUCAGAAUCGAUCUUGAUACCAUUAUUGAUGCUACGAAGUGUGGCAAUUUGGCGAGGUUCAUCAAUCACAGUUGCAAUCCCAAUUGCUAUGCUAAAGUCAUCACAAUCGAGGGUCAAAAGAAGAUUGUCAUUUACAGUAAACAACCUAUUGGUGUAAAUGAAGAAAUAACCUACGAUUACAAAUUUCCACUGGAGGAUGACAAGAUACCGUGUCUGUGUGGUGCACCGCAGUGUCGUGGUACUCUAAAUUGAAAAUCAACUCGAUGGAGUUAUUUUAAAGAAACUUAUUUUGUGCCCCGAAUCAUCAGUCUCAGUGUCACAAAGAAAAUCAAGCUCACUUGGAAGUUUUUUACGCUCUUCCCCAUGUGGUCCAUCCAUUAUCAUGAUCCCUUUACUCAUAUCUUUGUAAAUAAAAUAUUCCCCUCCCUCUCCUAUGUAAACAUUUUAUAAAAAUGCAAUGAAAAAAAAACCGAUAAAUUAUAUAUUAUCAA